UUUGCAAAAACUUUUCUUCUACUUCUUGUUUUAUUGAAGAAAAAAAUAAAUUUUCCCCAGCCAUGGCAGUUGUAAUCGAAACAACUCUUGGCGAUAUAACAGUGGAUUUAUUUAUCGAAGAACGUCCCCGAGCAUGUUUAAACUUUAUAAAGCUCUGCAAGUUAAAAUACUACAAUUACAAUCUGUUCCAUACAAUCGAGCGGGAUUUUAUUGCCCAAACAGGUGACCCCACCGGUGCUGGAGAUGGUGGCGAAUCUGUAUGGGGUGUUGUCGAAGGUCCACAUAAACGUUUCUUUGAAGCCGAGUCAUUGCCAAAGAUAAAACAUACUGUCCCAGGACUUUUAUCGUUGGUCAGUGUGGGAAAGUUUAUGGUUGGGUCACAGUUUUUCUUUACUCUUGGUUCAGAUCUAACAUCAUUGGAUUCAGUUCAUUGUGUUAUUGGAGAGGUUGUUGAAGGACGAGAGAUUUUGAGGCAACUGAAUGAAGCAAUCGUUGAUGAAAAAUUCCGCCCUUACCAAGAUAUUCGUGUCACGCAUACUGUCAUUCUGGAUGAUCCCUUCAGCGAUCCACGAGGCUUUCAAGUUCCCAGUCGAUCUCCAUCACCGACUGCUGAACGCAUGCAAAAUGGACGAAUUGGUGCCGACGAGGAUAUUGAUGAUACUGCUGGCAAGACUACCGAAGAGAUUCAAGAAAUGCUUGCUGAACGAGAGGCUAAAGCUCGUGCAACUAUCCUAGAGAUUGUUGGUGAUCUGCCAGAUGCAGAUAUUGCUCCACCCGAGAAUGUUCUCUUCGUUUGCAAACUAAAUCCGGUUACGACCGAUGAUGAUCUGGAAAUCAUCUUUAGUCGAUUUGGGAAAGUUAAGAGUUGCGAGGUAAUUCGGGAUAAGGUCAGUGGAGAUUCACUGCAGUAUGCUUUUGUUGAAUUCGAAGAACAAAAAUCCUGCGAAGCAGCUUACUUCAAAAUGGACAAUGUUCUGAUUGAUGACCGUAGGAUUCAUGUGGACUUCUCUCAAUCGGUUUCGAAGGUUCAAUGGCGUGGCAAAGGUCGAGGAGUUGUUCAUAAAGAUGAGAAAGAUAGGAAACUGGAUUUCAAUGAUUUAAUAGGUGGCAAUAGGGGAGGAGAUAGGCGAAGGAAUCGAGAUCAAAGUCGUUCUCCGGUGAGGAGAGGGGAUAAUGGUUCACGUGGAGGACGUCGGAAUGAUUAUUCCGAGAAUCAAAAAAGAUCUUCAAAUAGAGGGAAUUCUCCUAAACCUAAAAGAAGAUUGGAGGAACAACGUCCAAGACGCAACAGUCGACAUCGUUCGCAAUCUCGAGAAAAAACUAUGACCAAGAGAAGGGAAUCUCCUCCUCAGGACAGACGCUUUGAGAGACAACGCUCUAAUUCCAGAGAUCGGUCUCCAGUUAGGAGAAGACGAGAUUCUCCUGCUACAAAGCGAAAUGAAUCUCCUCCUAAAGACAGACACACUGACAGACAACGCUCUUCUUCCAAAGAUCGAUCUUUAGUUAGAAGACGACGAGAUUCACCUGUUAGACAAUCAUCACCAAGAAAUAGGCGACAUUCCCCUCCUCAAAGGUCCAGACAGCGAUCGACAUCAGGAGAUAGAAAUAUUUCACGAAAACGUUCUCCAGAUGAAAGAGAUCGAAGAUCAUCGCCAGGAAAUGAAAGAAGACGAAUUCCUGAUAGUUCUACCUCAAGACGUCGAGAUUUUGAUGAUUUCUCAAGAUCUAGAGAACAACGACGGCAAUCUCCUUCGAGGAAUGGAAAUGGACGAGGAUAUGGCGAUGAAUCAAGGACAAAAGAGGUUCGUAGAGAUCAGCCGCCAGAAAGAGUAGAAAAAACAUCAAGAAUUGAAUCCAGUUCAAAGCAAAAACACUCAAAAUCCAAGAAAAGUCAUGAAAAAAGUAAAAAGAAGAGGAAGUCAGACACAAGUAGUUCUGAAUCAGAAUCUUCAUCAUCGGAGUCCGAAUCCUCCUCGUCCUCAAGUUCGGACGAAAAAAGAAAGAAAUCAAAGAAAUCUAAAAAAUCCAAGACCAAACAAAAAUCGAAAAAAGAAACGAAGAAGAAGUCAAAAAGACGUCGUGACUCUUCUAGCUCUAGUGACUAAACUAAACACUGGAGACAGUGUCCUUUUUAUCAUAACAAGUUCAUACAUUUUCUAAAUAAACAUUUUUGUCUAAACUA
This is a messenger RNA of Episyrphus balteatus (marmalade hoverfly), 2182 nucleotides long. Its product is annotated as peptidyl-prolyl cis-trans isomerase sig-7. Gene Ontology annotation, biological process: protein peptidyl-prolyl isomerization. NCBI's taxonomy places the organism in Eukaryota, Metazoa, Arthropoda, Insecta, Diptera, Syrphidae. Bases 63 to 2105 code for a protein of 680 amino acids. Gene Ontology annotation, cellular component: nucleus. The record is from RefSeq and is a predicted model, not a curated record. The transcript has 2 exons. Gene Ontology annotation, molecular function: peptidyl-prolyl cis-trans isomerase activity; RNA binding.